This is a messenger RNA of Colletotrichum acutatum, 1368 nucleotides long. RefSeq names its product membrane dipeptidase. The transcript is spliced from 4 exons. NCBI's taxonomy places the organism in Eukaryota, Fungi, Ascomycota, Sordariomycetes, Glomerellales, Glomerellaceae. The record is from RefSeq and is a predicted model, not a curated record. The coding region runs from base 1 to 1368 and encodes 455 amino acids. Gene Ontology annotation, biological process: proteolysis. Gene Ontology annotation, molecular function: metallodipeptidase activity.
AUGGACGAAAAGAAACAAUUCAUUUGUGGCGAGACUGGUGAUGAGGCCCAACUGCCUCCUCGCAAGACUCCGUCUCCUGCGAAGAAAGCCGUUGUUGCUUGUUUCGCCCUGUGGCUCGUGACACUGACCUUUGGGGUCCGUCCUAUGAAGUCAUGCUAUCAUCAAAUGAGAAAGCCUUGGGGCGUACCCCUUACCGUCGAGGAGAGGGCUCACAACAUUCUAUCCCAUACCCCAUUGAUAGAUGGCCACAAUGACCUCCCUAUUCUCGUCCGAGGAUUUUUCAACAACCACAUUUACGAGAAGAACUUUACUGAGCCUUUUGAGAACGGCGGUCUUAUUGGCCAUGUUGAUCUGCCCAGACUCCGUAAGGGCCAAAACGGCGGUGCUUUCUGGAGCGUUUACACUCCUUGCCCUGCCAAUGGCAGUGACUUCUCUGACGAGAACUACGCCGAGAGCGUCCAGUGGACUCUCGACCAAAUCGAUCUCAUGACCCGCAUCAAGGACUCCUAUCCCAAGGACUUCUCCUCCAGCGCAGACAGCGGCGCCGCUUUGAAGGCAUGGGAGAAGGGCCAGCUCAUCUCCCCUCUGGGGGUCGAGGGUCUGCAUCAAAUCGGCAACUCUGUCGCCAAUCUCCGACGCUACCAUGCCUUGGGUGUCCGCUACUCGACCCUCACCCACAAUUGCCACAACAAGUUCGCCGAUGCCGCGCUGCUCGAAAGCCCUCUGCGCAAGGCCGAACCUCUGUGGCACGGCUUGAGCCCUGCCGGUCGCCGUCUCAUUCAUGAGAUGAACCGCGUCGGGUUGAUUGUCGACCUCUCCCAUACUAGCGCAGAGACACAGAUUGAUGUCCUUGGGGGCAAGGACUGGGAAGGCAGCAAGGCGCCUGUCAUCUACAGCCACAGCUCCGCGUUCAGCGUCUGCCCGCACCCUCGCAAUGUUAAGGACGACGUUCUCAAGCUCGUCAAGGAGCGUAACGCGGUCGUCAUGGUCAACUUCGCGCCUGACUUCAUCUCCUGCGUCGACUCCGGCAACGAGAACGGUCUGCCUACCUAUGUCCCCGCCAACGCCACGCUCGAUCAGGUCGUCAGGCAUGUCCUGCAUAUUGGCAACCUGAUCGGUUUCGACCACGUCGGCUUUGGCUCCGACUUUGACGGAAUUGCAUCAGUGCCCAAGGGUCUAGAGGACGUGUCCAAGUACCCGGAUCUUGUCGCCGAGCUGCUAAGGCAGGGUUUGAGUGACGAGGACGCGGCAAAGGUCGUUGGUGGCAAUGUUCUUCGCGUCUGGAAGGAGGUUGAAGCGGUUGCCGAGAAGCUGCAGAAGGAUGGCCAACCUGUUCUUGAAGAUGAUAUUGCAAGCCCGAAGUGGUAG